AUGAGAGCAACUGAUACUCGCUCCGACAAAGCUAUCGAGGCAGACUUGCCCUGCCAUUUGAGGCCUGCUAUUCGUUCAAUUGCUGCUCGCCUACUCGGGCGCUAUUCAUUCGGUAGAUCGUCUUUGACUGCUUUCCGUUGUACCGGUCUUCGACGUUCUACUGCUUCGAAAUACAGUUUGUCGUCUGUAUGGCGCUCUGUAAAACUUACCAACGUGGGUAGCGUGCAAACGAUCCCGCAAGCAAGCCACGAUGGCCAGUCUCAAAAGCCGCCUCGAUCAGAAGAAGCAGAUCACAACAAAUGGCGGGGAGGUACCUCCGUUAGCUUCAUAAAGACUGUACUCGCACCGCAUUGUAACCUCAUCCCACAUCACAAAGACAUGACAACCAGAAGACGGGCUUCUCAGGGAGUUGCGCCACCUAAAUUCAGCAUGCUGGAGACACAUGCACGCAGAGCAAUUCCUAUGCCGCCGCUGUACAAUAUGCAACCCAAAGGGACUUGA
Glarea lozoyensis ATCC 20868 is the source of this 501-nucleotide messenger RNA. RefSeq lists its product as uncharacterized. The coding region runs from base 1 to 501 and encodes 166 amino acids. The transcript has a single exon. The record is from RefSeq and is a predicted model, not a curated record. NCBI's taxonomy places the organism in Eukaryota, Fungi, Ascomycota, Leotiomycetes, Helotiales, Helotiaceae.